Aphanomyces invadans is the source of this 444-nucleotide messenger RNA. RefSeq lists its product as hypothetical. The record is from RefSeq and is a predicted model, not a curated record. Lineage: Eukaryota; Oomycota; Saprolegniomycetes; Saprolegniales; Verrucalvaceae. The transcript has 4 exons. The coding region runs from base 1 to 444 and encodes 147 amino acids.
AUGAGGUACGUAAUGUAUCUCCAUCGCGUCGGCGAACUGCCAGUAUACUUUGCCGACAAGUUUUUCCUGCACAAACCACCCAAGCGAUCGCAGUCGCCCGAAUGCAAGUCUUUUGCGAGUGUCGACGUCGCGCCAGACGCCGCCGUCGUCGUGUCCAAACUGCCGGAUCUGCUCCUGAGCAUGACGCCCGAGGUGCUGCAUUUCAAACAAGCCCCACUCGCGUCAUCCCCCACGGCGGACGAGAACAACCGACCACCAUUGCGCCCCAACGACAUCGUUGAAUUGGCCUCGGCCGACCUAUUUUUGAACAAUGUGUCGCUCGUCCACCAUCUCGUCGUCUACGUCAUUGUUUCCAAGUCCAUGCAAGUGCUGGGAAAAUCCCUUGUGGCCGUUCCAGGGGACAUCCAGCAGCGUAAGGGCGCGCAGCCGCCGUCGUUUGGGUGA